AUGGCACAUCUACACCUCAGAUACCUCCUGGCUUUGGCCUUAGUGCAUGUGGUUUUUUCCUCUGGUGUGUUUGAACUGAAGAUCCAUUCCUUCCACACGGCGCAGCGGAUCUGUAGGAGACACAGGGACUGUCACAUGUUUUUCAGGAUUUGUCUAAAACACCCGGAGGAUGUGAUCUCAGCUGAGCCACCCUGCACCUUUGGCACCGGGCACACCAACGUCAUCAGAGCCGACCACACAUCCAUAUCCAGCAGCGCUCCCAUCAGGGUGCCAUUUCACUUCAAGUGGCCUGGAACUUUUUCAUUGAUCAUCGAAGCCUGGAACGCAGAAUCACCGACUGAAUACACAGACAACCAAAACAACCUGGUGAGCCGCCUUGCGACCCGGAGGAGACUCGCCAUUGGAGAGGACUGGUCCCAGGAUGUGCACUUUGGCGAGCAGAGCGAGCUCCGUUACUCCUACCACGUCUUCUGUGACGAGUACUACUUUGGAGACGGCUGCGCGGAUUACUGCAGACCGAGAGAUGACACCCUGGGACACUACACCUGCGACGAGGAGGGCAACCGCAUCUGUCUGGAGGGCUGGAAGGGAAACUACUGCUCUGAGCCCAUCUGCUCGGCGGACUGCAGCGAGAGGCACGGUUACUGCGAGGCCCCUGGGGGCUGUACGUGUCGUAUGGGCUGGCAGGGCCCCUCCUGCAACGAGUGUGUGCGCUACCCGGGCUGCCUGCACGGGACCUGCAGCCAGCCGUGGCAGUGUAACUGUCAGGAAGGAUGGGGGGGCCUCUUCUGUGACCAGGACCUCAACUACUGCACCAACCACAAGCCCUGCGCCAAUGGAGCCACCUGCACCAACACGGGACAGGGCAGCUACACCUGCAGCUGCAGGCCGGGGUACGGGGGCACCAACUGUGAGCUGGAGACCAACGAGUGCGACAGCAACCCCUGCAAGAACGGAGGCAGCUGUAACGAUCUGGAGAACGAUUACUCCUGCACCUGUCCUCAGGGUUUCUACGGUAAGAACUGUGAGAUCAUCGCCAUGACGUGCGCAGACGGUCCCUGCUUCAACGGCGGUACCUGUGUGGAGACCAUGACCGGGGGUUACACCUGCCGCUGCCCGCCCAGCUACGACGGCUCCAACUGUGAGAAGAAGCUGGAUCGCUGCAGCAACAGGCCCUGCCUGAACGGCGGCGAGUGUUUGGAUCUCGGUCAGAGUGUUUUGUGCCGCUGCCAGGCCGGCUUCACCGGCGCCAACUGUCAGGUCAACAUCGACGACUGUGCAUCGAGCCCGUGCCAGAACGCAGGAACCUGUCAGGACGGCGUGAACGACUACACCUGCUCCUGCACGCUGGGCUACACCGGUAAGAACUGCAGCGUGCGCUCAGAUGCCUGCGGGGCCCGUCCGUGCCAGAACGGUGGCACCUGCUUCACCCACUUCACCGGACCGGUGUGCCAGUGUCCCAAAGGCUUCAUGGGCCCCAGCUGUGAGUUCACACUGCAGCCCAGCUUCAAACCAGCUCUGCGUCAGACCUCCCAGCCAUCAUCUGCCACCCUCACGGUAUCUUGUGUCCUCUCCGUCCUGGUCCUGGUUCUGGUGGCUGGGAUCAUCUUCCUGAGGAGGAGGAGGAGGCUGCAGGGGAGGAAGCAGCUGAGCGACAUCGCCGUCUACAACGACUUUGAGACAGUGAACAACCUGGGAGGGAGCGAAAGAGACGCUUUCCUCGGUCCAAACGGCCUCUUCAAGAUCAGCAACAGCACGGCCCGCCUCAGCCUCUCGCUGUGCCCCGACGGACGCUCCGGGUUCAGGCACAACCCCGUGGAGAGCAGUCUGGUCCGAGGCGAGCGUCAGGACUUUAUGUGGAGGGACGAGGCCGGGCUGGGCUCUGCAGCAGGACUGAGAUGA
Cheilinus undulatus (humphead wrasse) is the source of this 1902-nucleotide messenger RNA. It is a transcript of the gene dlb, whose product is annotated as deltaB. The record is from RefSeq and is a predicted model, not a curated record. Lineage: Eukaryota; Metazoa; Chordata; Actinopteri; Labriformes; Labridae. Gene Ontology annotation, cellular component: membrane. The transcript is spliced from 7 exons. Gene Ontology annotation, molecular function: calcium ion binding. Bases 1 to 1902 code for a protein of 633 amino acids. Gene Ontology annotation, biological process: Notch signaling pathway; multicellular organism development; cell communication.